Messenger RNA from Leptidea sinapis, 1010 nucleotides. Its product is annotated as cell death-inducing p53-target protein 1-like. The record is from RefSeq and is a predicted model, not a curated record. NCBI's taxonomy places the organism in Eukaryota, Metazoa, Arthropoda, Insecta, Lepidoptera, Pieridae. The transcript has a single exon. Bases 55 to 798 code for a protein of 247 amino acids.
ACAGAACAUUGCUAGCAAAAAGUUUUUAUUACCCUGUGUUUAAAAAGUGUUACAAUGAGUUAUCCACCUCACGGACCACCUCCUCCGCCAUAUUAUGGGGGGCCACCCCCUCCAUGGGGUUCUGGGAACCAUCCUAGACCCCACUGGCCUUAUCCACCCCCAGAACACGGCCACCCUCCACAAGUACCAUACCCGUACUACGUCCCCGGGACAGUCAUGGUACCAGUCCCUAUUAUGCCAGUUCCUGCAGCUGAAACAUCACAACCCACUUACGUCACAAACCACAUUUACCACGGAUCUGAUUCGUCGAGCCAAACGGACAAAGUGCAAAUUGCUGAACUUUCUGGAGAGUUUAACUGGGUACCAACAACUUCUACUACAGCGGGACAUUUAUCUGGGAAAGCAGUUCUGGGAGGCCACGAAGGAUGGGAUGGAAGUCCCUUGUGGGUGAUAAGAGCAUGGAACUGUGGAGAUCUGAUUCCUGGGAAAUUAUCGGUCAGACAUAACGCUGCGUCAGUAAUGUAUAAUGGAAAAGAAGUUCCAGUCCAGAAUAUUGAGGUUCUUUGCGCAAAACCAGAAAGCUUAAGAUGGGUACCAUCUUCGAAUGGCAAUGUCCCACCUAGCGCCAUACCUGGAGGAAAAACAGCAACGGGAGAAACGUUAUAUAUUGGCAGAGCGAGACACCAGCUCUCAUUGACUCCAGGGAAAGUCCAUCCGAGUCAUAAAUGCUGUUAUAUCGGUUUCGCGGGCGCUGAAGUAUCACAUACGAUCUAUGAUGUUUUAUGCAGGUUAAGUUGAGUGGUUGGAUAGGUCUGAUAACUUACUUAUGAUGUUUAUUCAACUAAAUUCUGUACCGCGUCAAGGAAAGAAGAUACUGGAGUUCCAACGAGCUGUUUUCAUGAUAUAAGUAUAAGAUAUCUUAAAGGAAGGCUUUAAUACGGAUUUUCAUCGCUUGUUUUCAACACAAUGAAAAAAUGUAAAAAAACAAAUAAAAGACUGUUGAAUUUACA